Sabethes cyaneus is the source of this 833-nucleotide messenger RNA. RefSeq lists its product as uncharacterized. The coding region runs from base 126 to 680 and encodes 184 amino acids. Lineage: Eukaryota; Metazoa; Arthropoda; Insecta; Diptera; Culicidae. The transcript has 4 exons. The record is from RefSeq and is a predicted model, not a curated record.
CAAUAAGAACCAUCAAGAAUCAAGGGCAAGAAUUAAGGAUUAGUAUUUUAUAUUGUGUAUCGGUUAAGUCAGUUAAAUCACUAAGAAAACAAAACACUAUUUGAUUAAAACCGUUGUAUACUUUCAUGUUAGAAAUGGCGUCCAAUGCCGUGCCGAGCAAAUAUAAACAGAAGUUUUUAGAUAAAUAUUUGGAAUUGGUUAACGCUAUCAGGAUACAACACUUUAUGGAAUAUAGUAACAUCGAUAAAACUGAAAAUCUGUUUUCGGUUUUUAAAAUGGGUCUUCUAGAUAACAUUCUUUCACAUUUCAAUAAAAUAUGGGAUUGCAUCGAUACAGAUGAACAUUUACAAGUACUGGAAGUCCUAGAAGCCGAUCCCAGAAAUGACUCUGUCAAAAAAUGGCGUCCCACUGGAAAAUCUGCAGAGGAGCAGGUUCGUCCUUUAGUGGUUAAUAAAUUGAAGUGGCAAAUAAAAUAUUACAAAUCACAAAUUCAGUUUCAGAAAGAGCAAUUGGAGUGUGCUGUUGCAAAAACAGAAGCCGGACGUAAGCGUCUCGCCGAUGCCACAGCGCGAAAGGAGGCUAUCACGGCUGCCGUAACCAGCGAGCUCAAGGAUUUCAAACGCAUUGAAGCACAAAUAAUGGAUAUCGACACAAAAAUAAACAACGAUUUACAAGCAUAAGUUUACAUAACAGAAUAAUUAUUAUGCAUAAAUCUUAUUUGGUUUAUUGUAAUUAAUAACAGGGGUUCUAUUUACAUUUGUGAGUGAAUCAGUUGUGCGAUGAGCGGAGCAGUAGAAUAAGUUUUUGUUAAUAAAUACAUAUAUCUGUCAACA